Pocillopora verrucosa is the source of this 3744-nucleotide messenger RNA. The record is from RefSeq and is a predicted model, not a curated record. Lineage: Eukaryota; Metazoa; Cnidaria; Anthozoa; Scleractinia; Pocilloporidae.
AUGGCGACAAUCUCUGCUUCCAGCAAAGAAACAACUAACUACGCUCGGUUGUGUCGCCUGCUGGUGGAUGUGGGUUCACAAGUACUCAGAGAUGUAUUCGAGAAACUGCGCCCUCCAGGAAGCCUUGACACAGUUUUAAAAACUCCUUCUGUAAGUUCCACGCUGACUUCAUUAAAAAAGAAGCGAGUUCUUAACCAUGCACAGUGGACGAAACUCACCUCAUCGUCAGUGGCAUCGGUGGAUUUUGACAUUACCCUGAUAGCUGUCCUUCUUAGGAAUAUAUGUGGCCUUUCCGCUCCGGUAACUGGCUGGAACACUCCUCCAUCCGCAUCAGAUAUGACAGAGGCAGCCGAUAUCACCCGUAUCAAGAUAUACAGGAACGAAGUCUACGCCCACGUCAACCGUGCUUCUGUUGAUGAAGCACAAUUCAAUGCACAUUGGAUGAAUAUUAAGGACCCCUUGGUGAGACUUGGAGGAAUAAAGUACGAGGCGAUUAUCGAUAACCUGAAAACUGAGGGAAUAGACCCAGAGAAGGAAAAAGUCUAUCAACAGCUCCUCAAAGAAUGGACGGAAUAUGAAGAAAGUGUCACAGAGGAACUUGGUGAGAUUAAGGAACAGCUAGGGACCUUGAAUUGCAAAAUACAAAAGCUGGACGAGAAACUAGAAAUGACGUUACCAUUGGCACUCCCCGCGGAGGAUCUCUGUCUAACAAACUUUAGAGAUCGUCUAGAGAAGCGGUAUAACAACUUAUGCCAAGUCAGAAUCACCCCUUGGGAUCCUGACAACACUGUACAAAUCGACGAAAUUUACACAGAGCUCUUUUGGGUCAGGGACAACAAGAAGCCAAGUGGAAAGAAACAAGAAAAACUUGAUGAUUAUUCCGACAUUCUGAAAGAGCUUAAAAGCAACAGAAUCCUUGUAUACGGUAUACCGGGGAUCGGAAAAUCCACCUUUGCCAAAAAAAUCGCCAUCGACUGGGCAAGAGGUAAAAAGGAAAACCUAAAGAAGUUUGAUCUGCUGCUCAUGAUCCCGUUACGAAACGUUUGCCAUAGUAAAACCUUCCGGAACAUGUUAAUUGAAGCCAAGCUGUUUCCCGCUGAAGACCAGAAGCUCGUCGACGCUCUCCUUAGGUACAUUCUUGAGCACAAAGAUAAAGUUUUGUUGGUUUUGGAUGGUUUUGACGAGUACAAUGCAGGUGAGGAGACUCCAGUUGUUAGCCGCGUAUGGAUGGGGGAUGAGCUCCGAGACUGCUUUGUGAUUUUGACAACGAGGCCAAUAAGAGAGGAUGAUGUAAAGCGAUACAGCAGCGCCCAAUUUCAGAUAAAAGGAUUUGACCAAGCCCAGAUCAAAGAGUUUUCAAUGAAGUUUUUAGAAGAUGAGCAAGAAGUUCAGAAGUUUCUUGAUUACAUUAAGAUCCACAAGCUGAAGGAGAUUUCAGAAAUUCCCCUGCUUUUGCUGAUGCUUUGUUUAGUCUGGAAGGAGAAAGAUCGCGAAGGGUUACCAGAGGCAAAAGUGCAUCUUUACAGCGAUUUCAUUCAAACCCUUUUAAAUCACAUGGCCGCAAAAGACGCUGAUGAAGAAGUUAAGAGCAUCAAGGGCUACGGUGGCGAUCUUGAACAAGUAGGGGAACUGGCAUUUAAUGCUUUACUGAACAAUUCUCUCGAGUUUGAUUAUGAACAUUUUCCUAACGAGCUUCUGAGUAGCAAGUUGAUCCGUGUUGGCGUAAUUCAGAUUGUAAAGCUCUUUAGUGCAAAGCCAAAGAAGAUGGUUGCCUUCCUUCACAAAUCCAUUCAAGAAUUCUUAGCAGCCUGGUUCAUUAUUCACAAGAUACUUCCAUCCGCUAAAGACAAUGUCACUUGCAUACCUACCAUAAAUUCAACCAGAAAAGUUGUCGACUUGCUCGAAGUCCUCAAGUUUGUUUGCGAAUGGUCACCGGAAGGGUCGAAAGCUGUACAGCAGCAUCUGGCAUCUUUGAGGACUAACCAAAAUCCUCCCAAAGACGUUCAAACAGAAACACCGUUCUUGGAGGAUUUGCUGAGUGAUGACAAAAAAUUAUCAAAGUUGAGCCUUGAGUGUUUUAUCACUACACCCACUCAAUUUAAGGGCGAAGUGUACCCGUCGUUGUUGAAAUCCCUCACGGGCGUUUUGAUAAUACCUGACACACUCCUGCCUCAUGUGGCCAACGGACAUUUUGUGAAGUCCGAAGUCCUGCCUGAGAGUGUACUAUUUGAUUUUCACAGGCGUCCUUCUCCUAAAGACCGCGAUCACAUUUCCUCCAUCAUGGACGAUCUUAACGCGAUAAUUGUAAGUUCUACAGGAGAAACGAAGGCUUCUGACUUUGUGAGAAGACAAGGGAAAACUGAUAUAUUGGCCUCUCUCUUAUUGAAACGCUUAGAAGAUAAGAUGUAUCUCUACUUCUCUCAGAUUGCCAACGUUGAUGUCGGAACGCUGCGGGAGCUUGCGAUGCCAGCGCCAGCUACGUUUUCUCAUACCCGUGCAAAUCAUAAAGAUGUAGUGGUCGGUGACAGGGCAGCCGAGAUGGAUUGGCAAACUCGUCAGCACUGUUUUUCACUCGCAAAGAAAAUUGACAUUGAGGAUUUAGAAGGCGACGUCAUCCACAUAAUUUCUAAUGUUUUGCCUCUUCUUAGCAGACCAAGAGAGAUAGUAUUACGAAGCCUUAAAGAAUCUUCUAUAUCUCAGGAGACAGGACGUGUAGUGUCAGGAAUAAACAUGACAGAGUGUCUUAGACGCCUGAAACUACAUAAAACAUGCUUGACGGAGAAAUCUCUGUCUGUGCUAGCAAACGCCUUACAGAAAGCUUGUAACUUGCAAGAAUUAGUCUUGUCAGAAAACCCAUUGGGAAGCAGCGUGAGGUGCCUGGCAGCAAAUCUUCGUCAUGUGCAGCAGCUGACUAUCUUGGAAUUGUCAGAUGUUCUCAUGGAACACGAAGCCUUCUCAGAUCUCGCCGAUUCCUUGCGUCAUGUUCCUGACUUGGAAGUUCUUUCUGUGUCUCGAAAUCAACUCGGGACGUCGAUCUUAGAUUUGGCAGACAACUUGAAAUUCGUUCCUCGAUUGACUCGAUUGGAGCUAGGAGAAACCCACAUGGACGAAAAUGGAGGAAGGGCUCUCUCUGACUGCUUACAAUCUCUUCCACGGUUACAGGUGCUGGACAUAUCUCACAAUCCACUGGGAAGCGCAGUUGUUGUGAUUGCAGAUAAUCUUUGCAAAGCAACCUCCCUCACUGAUCUCAAUAUGACUGACACAAAAAUGGGCGCAGAGGAAGCCACAGCACUUGGUAGCUCACUUAUGUCCCUUCAAAAUCUUACAACACUGUCCAUUGGGUCCAAUCAACUAGCCCAAGGAGUCAGUGCUCUCGUCUGGCGUCUCUCUGAAAAAUCAAAGUUGAAGCGACUCAACAUGGAGAACGUAGAGAUGGGUGAGGAGGAAGUUGACAAUGUGGCAAAAACCUGCAAAAAAAUCCAAAGCUUAGCCAUUGUUAACGAUUAUCUUGAUGAAAAAGAAGAGUCGAAGAAAAGACAGAAGGAAGCUGUAGAAAAUUACGACGAGGAUUAUUUUGAUGACUAUCAAGACCACUUUCUAGACAACGAUUAUGAAGAUUAUUCCCCCAACGACUGGGACGAUGACAACGACAGUAAUGACGAAGACGAUGGAGAUUUUUACCAAGAGAAUGAUUUUGAUGAGGGUGAUAAGAAAUACAAAUCAGGGGGGAAAACCGGGUCAUGA